This is a messenger RNA of Papaver somniferum (opium poppy), 3272 nucleotides long. RefSeq names its product 1,4-alpha-glucan-branching enzyme 1, chloroplastic/amyloplastic-like. Lineage: Eukaryota; Viridiplantae; Streptophyta; Magnoliopsida; Ranunculales; Papaveraceae. Gene Ontology annotation, molecular function: hydrolase activity, hydrolyzing O-glycosyl compounds; 1,4-alpha-glucan branching enzyme activity; cation binding. Gene Ontology annotation, cellular component: cytoplasm. The transcript is spliced from 14 exons. Gene Ontology annotation, biological process: glycogen biosynthetic process. The record is from RefSeq and is a predicted model, not a curated record. Bases 155 to 2644 code for a protein of 829 amino acids.
GUGCGAUAUUUAUAGUUAAAAUUCCUAAAUUCUCUCUUAAAUAAGGUUUUUUCACUUGGAUCAUUUUCACUUUACUAAUCUAGAAAGAAAAAGAGAGAGAAGAAGAGUGAUGAAACAGAAAAGCACCUGAAAAACAGGUGAAGAGGAAGAAGAGAUGUACUGUUGUUUUCCUGAAGCAAGUGUUGCUAAAGGAUUUUCAGUACUUCCCUCUAAACAUUUCAGAAAGACGUCUAAGAGCUACCAUUGUGCUGCUAAACUAAAUAAUAUAACUUGGAUAUUCCACGGACCGGCUAAGUUUAUUGCCCAAAGUAACUUCCUACCCUUUCAGAGACUCUCAUUACAUGGGAAGGUUGAACACAACAAUGCAAUAUCAACUCGUUUUACUGAUGAUCACAAAACAAUGCUAACAACUGAAGAAGAUACUAAAGAGGUUGAUAUCAUGGAUUUGGAUCCAGGUAUGAAACCAUAUAAAGGCCACCUUGAAUAUAGAUCAAGGAAAUACAACGAGCAAAAGAUGCUCAUCGAAAAACAUGAAGGGUCGCUCGAGGAAUUUGCACAAGGUUAUCUGAAAUUUGGAUUCAACAGAGAAGAUAACGCUAUUGUGUACCGUGAAUGGGCACCUCCUGCACAGGAAGCACAACUUAUUGGAGACUUCAAUGGGUGGGAUGGUACGAACCACAAAAUGGAGAAGGACCAGUUCGGCGUUUGGACUAUAAAGAUUCCUGAUUCAGGUGGAAAUCCAGCCAUCCAGCAUGGUUCAAAAGUUAAAUUCCGUUUUAAGCAUGGAAAUGGAGUUUGGGUUGAUAGAAUUCCUGCAUGGAUCAAAUAUGCCACUGUAGACCCAGCAAAGUUUGCAGCACCUUACGAUGGUGUCUACUGGGACCCAAAACCUUCAGAUAGGUAUCAAUUUAAGCAUCCUCGCCCUCCAAAGCCCAAGUCCCCACGCAUAUACGAGGCUCAUGUAGGUAUGAGCAGCUCGGAACCCCGCAUAAAUUCAUACAGAGAAUUCGCUGAUGAAGUUUUGCCACGAAUACGGGAAAAUAAUUAUAACACAGUCCAACUGAUGGCUGUGAUGGAGCAUUCGUACUACGGAUGCUUUGGUUAUCAUGUCACAAACUUUUUUGGAGUUAGCAGUAGAUCUGGGACCCCAGAGGACCUCAAGUACUUGAUCGAUAAAGCUCAUAGUUUAGGUUUAUGGGUCUUGAUGGACAUGGUUCACAGCCAUGCAAGCAAUAAUGUCACUGACGGGCUUAAUGGAUUUGAUGUUGGCCAAGGUGCACAAGAAUCUUACUUCCACCCUGGAGAGCGGGGAUACCAUAAGUUGUGGGACAGUCGAUUAUUCAAUUAUGCUAACUGGGAAGUUCUUCGUUUCCUCCUUUCCAAUUUGAGAUGGUGGUUGGAGGAUUUUAUGUUUGAUGGGUUUCGAUUCGACGGAGUAACUUCAAUGUUGUAUCAUGACCAUGGAAUUGACAGGGGAUUCACGGGAAACUAUGAUGAGUAUUUUGGCGAGGCUACAGAUGUGGAUGCUGUUGUUUAUUUGAUGCUUGCCAAUAGCGUGAUCCAUAACAUAUUUCCAGAUGCAAUUGUCAUUGCUGAAGAUGUAUCUGGUAUGCCUGGACUUGGCCGAGCUGUCUCUGAGAGAGGAUUUGGUUUUGAUUAUCGCCUGGCAAUGGCGAUACCUGACAAGUGGAUUGAUUACUUGAAGAACAUGACUGACGAGAAAUGGUCAAUGGAAGAAAUUACCUCAUGUUUGACAAACAGGAGAUACACGGAAAAGUGUAUAUCAUAUGCUGAGAGUCAUGAUCAGUCUAUCGUGGGUGAUAAGACUAUUGCGUUUUCCUUAAUGGACAAAGAAAUGUAUUUCGGCAUGUCUUGUUUGUCAAAGGCUUCUCCUACAGUUGAACGAGGAAUUGCACUUCACAAGAUGAUUCAUUUCAUAACCAUGGCAUUAGGAGGUGACGGCUACCUUAAUUUCAUGGGAAAUGAAUUUGGUCAUCCUGAAUGGAUUGAUUUUCCAAGAGAAGGCAAUGGUUGGAGCUAUGAAAAAUGCAGACGUCAGUGGAACCUUGUUGAUGCAGAUCACUUGAGAUACAAGUUUAUGAAUGAAUUUGACAGAGCCAUGAAUUUGCUGGAUGAUGAAUUUUCAUUCCUUGCAUCGACAAAGCAGAUUGUUAGCUGUGCAAGUGAGAAAGACAAGGUUAUUGUAUUUGAGCGUGGGGAUCUAGUUUUUGUGCUCAAUUUUCAUUCAACAAAUACAUAUAAUGGCUAUAAAGUUGGAUGCGAUUUGCCUGGGAAGUACAGAGUUGUCUUGGAUAGUGAUGCUCGAGAAUUUGGUGGACACGGAAGAGUCGCUCAUGAUGUGCACCACUUCACUUCUCCUGAAGGAAUACCAGGGGUGCCAGAAACAAAUUUCAACAACCGCCCCAAUUCCUUUCAAGUACUAGCACCAGCGCGUACCUGUGUGGUGUACUGCCGGGUUGAAGAAGCAGAGAGUGGUAAUAAAGAAUUAGUAGGCGCUCAUGAGAUACUAGGCGUAGUGGCUCAACAAAAGUCACUUAAAGAAUCAGUUGCUGGCCUAGAAGAUCUUGCUGGUUCAAGGCAGAUGAGAGUUGUUGAGGUCGGAGAUGAUGCAUCAGAGGAUUAGAACAACCAGAAUUAAAUUUAAGUUUAUCAGAAUAAAUAAAUGUAGCUGAAUUAUUGAAAAUUAAACACUGCACAAAUACCAUGUGUUGUGCGCCAGAGGACAAUGCAGUCCUCAACUCCCUGUAUAUAGGCUAGGGUCCUAAUACAUUAAAGUAUGGCAGACUUUGAUUACAGAACUUGUCGUAAUUCUCCAUUAAGUAGGGCGAACUUUUGGCGGUGAUGUGACAAGGUGGAGUGAGUUUUGAUGGCUUCUACCCUGGACUUGAAAUUUCCAUCUGCAGGUCCUUUAUAUUCAUUGAUUCCGUGCAGUACUGCUUGCAAGAUUUGCAGCGGAUCACCGUGGCUAACAACCAUUACCACACAUCUGCAGAUCAUAAGACAUACCAGUUAUGAUGAGAUAUAUAUAUAAAUCAACCCCAAACAGAAAUGCAUGGGAACUGAAGGAUGCAUAAACAGAUGGUAAUUACCCUUGAAGCUCUUUCUCCAUGGUUUCCACGGCAUUUCCAAGUCUUGAAGCAACGUCUGCAGCACUUUCUCCGCCUUCUUCUGGCCGUAAGAAUGGAUUCUUCUCAUCUUGAUCCCAUAUGUUACCGAUCUAUUUGAUGAAACAUGAAAAUAACCAGUUAAUG